Dermochelys coriacea (leatherback sea turtle) is the source of this 6952-nucleotide messenger RNA. RefSeq names its product piezo-type mechanosensitive ion channel component 2-like. The transcript is spliced from 42 exons. Bases 1 to 6429 code for a protein of 2142 amino acids. The record is from RefSeq and is a predicted model, not a curated record. NCBI's taxonomy places the organism in Eukaryota, Metazoa, Chordata, Testudines, Dermochelyidae.
AUGUGGCUUCAUUCUGAUGACCAGGAGCAGGAUGAGGAGGAGGAGGAGAUGGACUAUGAAACAGAAGCAGGAGAAAGUGAUGAGGAAGAGACCGACUGUUUAUCUGAAGAGGAUUUGGGAAAAGAGGCAGGUGACCGAAAACCAGGUUUCAUUCAGAAAGUCACUACGUUCCUAGCAGGCUUGAAAAUCAUAUUUGAAGCCAUCCUGACAAGUGCUGGAAAGGUGGAAUGUGAAGAGGGCAUCCAGUCACCACCAGAAGAGCAGAGUAAGUUGGAGCUGGACACCAUGCUCUGGAUGGCAAAGAAUGAGAAGAAAAAGAUCUUUUAUGCAUUCACGUUCUGGCUAUUGCUAAGGCAGCAUAUGAUCAAAAGACGUACGGAGGAGAAGCAAGAAACUCUCACGGAAGUGACAGUGGAUGUGAAUGAAAGGGAAAUCUCGCACAAUCCUCUGCUGGAAAUAUUUGGCUCUCUGAUUAAAGGAAUGCUGGUUAAAUACUGGAUCUAUUUCUGCGCUGCCAUGUUUUCCAUUGUCAGUUUCAAUGGCAAAGUAGUGGUCUACAAAAUUCUGUACAUUAUACUCUUUCUGUUCUGUGUAGCUUUAUAUCAGGCUCACUAUGAGUGGUGGAGACGAAUUCUGAAGUAUUUUUGGCUCACCGUUGUCUCUUAUUCAAUGGUGGUCCUCAUUGCUGUGUAUGCUUACCAGUUCAAAACCAUUUCUGGGUUCUUGCUCCUGACUUUGGGACUGUCAGAGGAGGGGUUAAAAGACCUGGGUCUUGAACAGUAUGACACGGUAGAACUGUUUGCUAAGAUUCUGCUUCCUUCCACUUUUCUCCUGGCCUGCAUCCUUCAGCUUCAUUACUUUAGUGAGGAUUUUCUGAAGAUCACUGACCUGAGAAACAUUCCUAUCAAGCAUGAAUGUACUUUUGGCAGGCUGGCAGCCAAUGAACUGCAUGGUGAAAAUCAAACCACCUUGGACAAGAUAGAGAAGACAACAGUGGAUGAAAUCCUGGGAGAGGCUCAGCAGGAGAAAUCAGUGGGAGGGCCUAAUAAAUGUAGCCUGGUGAUCGACAAGUUGGCUUCUCUUCUCCUGCAGUUUUUGGAAAAGUUUCAUAAAACUCAGGUGUUAGCUUGGAGAGUCCUAGAGCUGCAUAUCCUUAAAAUUGUCUCCACUUGGAUCAUCUGGAUCACUCUCCAGGAGGUAUCUUUGAUGAAUUACCCUUUCUUCAUCCUUUGGGUGUUUGCCCUGCCCUAUCCCAAGCUCCGCCCUCAUGCAUCAAAGAUCUGCACAGUUUGGUCCUGUGUGAUGGUUAUCUGUAAAAUGAUGUACCAGUUGAAAUUCAUCAGGCCGCAUGACUACUCCUCAAACUGUAUGCAGGGGCUAUACCAGAACAGAACCUACUAUCAUGAGAGCCUGGAUGAGCUGUUGCAGAAAUCAGCGUUGUACAUUGCUCCUGUUGAUCCCGCCAAUUGGUGUGGAGGGUUACGGAAGUGCGGUGACAAUGUUUUACCCUGCCUGAAGAGCCAUCUCACCAUCUUGGUAUUAAUGGUAAUAGAAGUGACUGUGCAUCACCACCAGCUCUUCUACCGGACUCAAAACCAGCUGACGCCACCCGUUACAGGGAUCAUUUUUGAUACCAUCACCCGAGAGCACCUGGAUGAUGGGUUACUCAGCUGCAUCAAAUACUUUAUCAACUAUAGUUUCUACAAGUUUGGACUAGAGAUGUGUCUCAUCGUGGCUGUGAAUGUCAUUAAGCAGCGUAUGGAUUUCUAUGCCUUUCUCCAUGGCUGCUGGCUGAUCUACCUGCUGCACCGCCGCCGAAGGAAAGCAGUGGCUGAGGUCUGGCCGAGAUACUGCUCUUUCCUUGCCAGUGUCAUGACCUUUCAGUAUUUGCUGUGCAUUGGCCUUCCUCCUGCUUUCUGCAAAGAUUAUCCGUGGAGAACCUCUCGCUGGACAAUUCAUUCCAAUCUGAUUAAGUGGCUCUAUCUGCCUGAUUUUGCAAAGAGACCUGAUGCCAGUUUUCUCCUGUAUGACUUCCUGCUUCUGCUUUUUGCCUCCCUGCAAUGGCAGGUAUUCGAAGAUGAGAAUAAGGCUUGUGUGCGAAUAGAGGCAGGAGAUAAUGUGGAGAUCAGCCAUGAAUUAGACCCAGCUGCUCUCAGCCAGUACAGCCCUGUGCCAAACUUUAUCCACUGCAGGUCCUAUUUGGAUAUGGCUAAAGUGAUUGUGUUCGGCUAUCACUUCUGGUUUGUGCUCUGCCUGAUUUUUAUCACUGGGACAACUCAAAUCAACAUAUUCUGUCUGGGCUAUCUGAUGGCCUGUUUCUACUUCAUGCUCUUUGGAAGCAGUCUCCUUCUAAAGCCGGUCAAGAAUAUUCUCAGAUUGUGGGACUAUUUGAUUGCAUACACUGCCUUAGUUAUAGUGAUGAAGAAUCUUCUGGCUAUUGGAGCGUGUGCCUAUCUUGAUAAGUUACUGAGAAAUCAUUGCUGGCUAAUACAGACCUUUGGCAUGUUCUGUACUAUACCGGGGUAUGACUUGGCUCUUCCUGAGGACGAGAAAUGCGAGCUGCCUGAAAAUGAAGCAGGGGUUGUUUGGGACGCGAUAAGUUUCACUUUCUUGCUGGUCCAGCGGAGAGUCUUUGUGAGCUAUUACUUCCUCUACGUAGUGGCAGAUCUGAAGGCUGCCAAGAUCUUAGCUUCCAGAGGAGCUGAACUGUUUGAAGUGAAGCUGAAAAAAGUUGUGGUGCUCAGAUUGGAGGAAGAGAAAAAAUCAUUACAAGCCAUGAAAAGACAAAUGGAACUAAUCAAAUUGAAGCAGAAGAAACUUGACAAUUUGAAGCAGAAGACACCAAGCCCAGAAGAAACAGCUGUGGAUCAAGCCGCCAAAGAGCAGCAGCUGCUAGAUCUAGAGGAGGGCGGCAAGAAGGAAAACGAGGACAAGAAGAUAUGGUGGCAACCCUGGGUGACCCACGCCUCCAUGAUUCGAGCUGGGAGCUACUACCUUUUUGAGACAGACAGUGAGGAAGAAGAGGACCAAGGGCACACAGAAAAGAGGGAGGAAGAAUCACCAAAGAAGAAAACAGCAUUCCAGCUUGCAUAUGAAGCCUGGAUGUCCAGCUCUAAAUCAGCUCUAAGAACAAGAAAACAAGAUGAAACCAGAGAGCAGAGGAAGAAAGAGGAGGAGGAGCAACUGCGACUGACAGAAGAGGUGAAGUUGGAAUUCCAUGAAGAGAAAGGGGAGAUAUCAGUCACUGAAGAGAACCUAGAUGAGCCAGAAAGUAUAAUUGAAAGGAUAAUCAAUACAGUCAAGUUUACUUGGGUCUUUGUUCAAGCAUUGCUAGAUGAUACUACAGAGGCACUGAACUCUCUCUGUAAAAAUAACCUGGACAUAGCAAAUGUGCUGAGAAUUGAAAGGUGCAUGCUAUGGCGAGAAAUUAAUAAGGGAAAAGAGGCCUCGCCAGACACAAUUCUCCAAUAUUACAACCUGAAGAAGACUCAGCAAGUGCAAGCAAAUCCUUAUGGAGGAAAUAAAAUGAAAGGCACAUGGGAGGAUCAGCGUGAAGACACAUCAGAGUGCCAGCAGAUACCCAGGGGGGGAACCCAGCUACCUCAUGAGAGCAGUGCAUCCAGGACACCUGAUGAAGUUGCUGAGGAAAUUAAUGGAGAUGAGGCAGGACAGAAGGUGGAAGAUGACGACAGCGUCAAAGAAGCUGCCCCAGAAAUGACCACUCCACUUCCUUCCUGUGAAACAAAAGAUUAUGCAGUUUCCCCAUCAGCUGAGAGGAGCAAAGAAGCAGGCAGGCCAUUAAAUGAAGUUCCUGUUAUCAUGACUGCCAGUGAGCUGCUUCUAAACAGGAUGUUUCAUGACAAUGAACUGGAGCAGUCAGACAAGUUUUAUCAGAGUCUGCCUCGAUCCCUGAAGUUGGGCUUUGCUUUGUGCAAUGCGAUGGUGUCCAAGUCAGAAAUGCUCUGUUAUUUUGUCAUCAUUCUCAACCACAUGGUCUCUGCUUCUGUCCUCACUUUGAUUCUGCCCAUCCUUAUAUUCCUGUGGGCCAUGUUAUCCAUUCCAAGGCCUAAUAAAUUCUUCUGGAUGAUGGCUAUCGUUUAUACAGAGGUAACAAUAGUUGUCAAAUAUUUUGCUCAGUUUGGAUUCUUUCCCUGGACCACUAAGUUAUACUGCGGCAUCAAUUCAGAAGAGCCAUUUGUUCUGCCGAACAUUGUUGGGAUUGAGAAGAAGGAUGGCUAUGUGCAUUUUGAUCUUGUGCAGCUGCUGGCUUUGUUCUUUCACAGGUCUAUCUUGAAGCGCCAUGGACUCUGGGAUUCCAACCGUGUCAAUAUGUCUGAUUCCAAGAAAAGGAGAUUUUCUACGAGGCAAAAGAACCAGGAGUCCAGAGGUGGCCUGCAGGAAGAGGAGCCUGGAUCGGGGGCAUGGCACCUUUUCAGACAUCACAAUCCCUCAGGGAGUGUCUUCAGAGGAAGGAAGACAGUCUCCGUUAACAGAGGCAAGACUCAGAAGAACGAAGCCAGGAAGAAAUGGAGGCUUUUUAGAAAGAGUCCCAUCAGCAAGAAGAAACUUCUUAAGAAAAAGAUGAAACAACUGAUAUUGAAAGCAAAGAAGCUGGUGAUUAAAAUUGUCCUUCAAAUCUAUCGACCUAUCAGGCAGUUCUUCUACGACAUUAUUCAUCCGGAGUACAGCCCCGUCUGUGAUGUCUAUGCACUGAUGUUCCUGGUUGACGUGAUCAAUUUUAUAAUUGUUAUCUUUGGAUACUGGGCUUUUGGCAAACACUCAGCAGCUGCUGACAUAACUGAAUCCCUGUCGGAAGACCAGGUCCCUGAAGCCUUCCUGGUGAUGCUUCUGAUUCAGUUUGGCACCAUGGUAGUGGACCGGGCCAUUUACUUGAGGAAGACUAUGUUUGGGAAGUGUGUAUUCCAGGUUGUCCUUGUCUUUGGCAUCCACUUCUGGAUGUUCUUCAUCUUGCCAGGUGUUACUGAAAGGAGAUUUAAGAGAAACCAUGUGGCUCAGCUUUGGUACUUGGUCAAAUGUGUUUAUUUUGGCCUGUCCGCUUAUCAGAUCAAAUGUGGUUAUCCGAAUCGGGUCCUAGGCAACUUUCUGACAAAGAGUUACAAUUUCGUAAACCUUUUCCUAUUCCAAGGGUUUCGUAUGGUGCCUUUCCUUACCGAGCUGAGAGCUGUCAUGGACUGGGUUUGGACUGACACCACACUGAGUCUUUCCAGCUGGAUAUGUGUGGAGGAUUUAUAUGCAAAUGUUUUCAUUAUGAAAUGCCUGAGAGAGUCUGAGAAGAAAUAUCCUCAGCCUUCUGGCCAGAAGAAGAAAAUGAUCGUGAAGUAUGGAAUAGGGGGCUGCAUUGUCUUUAUAUUGGUCUGCAUUGUGUGGUUCCCACUGCUUCUUAUGUCACUGGUUAAAUCUGUGGCAGGAGUAACCAAUCAGCCCCUGGAUGUCUCAGUCCAAAUUACCAUUAGCGGUUACGAGUCAUUAUUCACCAUGAGCUCUCAGCAGAGGAAUCUGAUCCCUUUCUCUCCAGCAGCUUAUAACGAGCUGGCUAAUCAAUAUGCCCUUCACCCGUCUGCCAUGCAGUUUAUAGUGAACUACGGCCCAGAGGACAUCGUCACUGCUAAAAUAAAGAGCAAUGCCAGCUUGCUGUGGAGCAUCAGUCCUGCCAGCCGAGAGACCAUGAUGGACGAGCUCUCCAACUCAGCUGCUGUUUACAUCAACUUUCACUGGACCAUUCUCAGGAAUGCUUCUCUGGUGAAGAAUGUGGAAGCAUCUGGCAAGCACACCGUGCGGUACGAAGAGAAGGAGAUAAGAGAACAAAUUGUUCAAAUGCUGAAUGGGACCCGGAAAGAGCCAAUACUGCUUCCCGGCGUGGUACCAAGAUACCUCAGGGCUACUGCGGGAGCAGAAGCUAAAACUGCACAUCGAUUGCAAGUUGCUCAUUCUCAUAAACCACAAGAUGUAGACAAAAUGGCUUUCUUCCGAAACAUAACCAUAAAACUACAGCAGCUGGCCAUCAACUCGUCUUCCAGCCAAGUUACUGAGUGGUGGGUUAUUCAAGAGUGGAAUCCUACCUGCUCUGGUAGUGCUUGCAGCAAGAAUAUGGAGCUUAUCAUCUACAAUGACAAAGUCAGCCCUUCCAGCCUGGGAUUCCUGGCAGGCUACGGCAUUGUUGGCCUCUAUAUGUCUGUUGUCCUCGUUAUUGGGAAGUUUAUCCGAGAGUUCUUCAAUGGCAUCUCCCGUUCAAUAAUGUUUGAAGAGCUGCCCAACGUGGACCGCAUCCUGAAACUCUGCAUGGACAUCUUCCUGGUGAGGGAGAUUGGGGAGCUGGAGCUGGAGGAACAACUCUUUGCCAAACUCAUUUUUUUGUACAGAUCUCCUGAAACUAUGAUCAAGUGGACUAGAGAGUCAAAGGAACAAUGACAGGACAAAGGUUUGUUUAGUGAAAAUCAGGCCUAGGAAGCAAGCUAUUGUUAUGGGCUGCUCCAGAAGCAAAUAUAACAUUCAGGAACGGGAGAUGCUGUGAGCAUCUCCUCUCCAUUGGCGUAUUUUCACCUUAAGCUUUUCCAAAAGUUCCUCACCAAAAUGUAUCAUGUUUAGGCAGCAAGUGUACUUUUCAGGCCAGUGACUUCCCUUUGCUCAAUCAGUGAAGACCUAGUAUUGAUCCCCUACAGACUUCAUCCCACAAUCAUGGGUGCAGAGAGCUUGGACCAAGUCCACCUGAUUUUAUCUGCAAAGCAGCUAGAAACUUCCUCACAGAAACUUCUAAUCAGCCUCUGAGCAACUGCAGCUUGGGCUAACCAAGCUGAGCACCAUUAAUGGCUGAAGAUAAAUUAUAAGGAGGAAAUUUUAAUCGGGCUAAUUUACAAGAGUCUAGGUUCAAAUGCAAGAUUUUAAAAAAACACUUAAAGGGGUGCUAGGACAUGGGUAAUGAGGCUUCCAGUGC